Messenger RNA from Penicillium soppii, 1656 nucleotides. It is a transcript of the gene ptcA, whose product is annotated as type 2C protein phosphatase PTC6. Bases 1 to 1656 code for a protein of 551 amino acids. Gene Ontology annotation, biological process: protein dephosphorylation. The record is from RefSeq and is a predicted model, not a curated record. Lineage: Eukaryota; Fungi; Ascomycota; Eurotiomycetes; Eurotiales; Aspergillaceae. The transcript is spliced from 2 exons. Gene Ontology annotation, molecular function: cation binding; protein serine/threonine phosphatase activity.
AUGACUCUCCUUUCAGCGAGGCGAGUAACAAGCCGGGUCUGGACCUUGGCCCCUAGUUACAGCUUCGCUCUUCAGGCUCGAAACUACGUAACUCAUCUACCCGGCCAGCCGACAGGCAAGAAGGAACCGCAGUUCCGCGAUUACUUCGUCUCACAUUUACCCUCUUCCUCGCUCCAUCCGGACCCCCGCGGUCCGACCUCACCGUUCCAUAAACUCCCUCGAUCUGAAUCUACACCACAUACGGGAGCUACGUCACAAUCCCCAGCUUCGUUCCAAGCUUUGAUAGACCGCGAGACAACGGUAGUCAGGAUUCCACUUCGCAGCGCGAAACACCAUUUCGGCGCCGUCACUGCUCGUGGCACCCGGCCUUCAAAUGAAGAUACGUACCAGGCUGGCGUCAUUGACAUCCCGGCCUUUGCGAAGCGCCCUCCAGCUUCGCUAACGAUCAAGCGGCUAUAUAAACAGGACCCUCUAGCUAAAUACAGCGAAUCGCGAGGGGCAGAAACGGCUAGUGGGGAUCCGCAGGUCUUCUACUUUGGUGUUUUUGACGGUCAUGGCGGAACCGAGUGCAGUUCCUUUUUGAGGGACUAUCUUCACGAGUACAUUCAGAACGCGGCAUUGGAUAUCGACCUGCAAUCCAGCCUCCGACCUGGCGCCGAGGUUCCUCCUACCACCAGUGAACUGCCAGUGAUGCAAGAAGGCGACCGACGCAGAAUCGGCGAUUUAGAGAAAUACCUUGUACAGAACUGGAGACGGAUCGUCGGAGGAUACUUCAAAAGAUUCAAGCCGCCACAUUUCGCCUACCAUGGGACCGAGUCCACCGACCCAACUAUUGCAAACCAUGUUUCUAUCGAAGAAGUCCUGGAAUAUGCUUUUCUCCGUGCAGAUUUGGACUUUGUCAAAGCCCAAGCAGCCAAGCAAGACGAUGACGUGGUACAAGCUGAGCGACCUUUGAACGAAGAUGAAAUCUUCCACAGACCUAGCAUGACGCGAUCCCCCCAGAUUGGCGGACGUGCCCGCUUCAAGGGUGGUAGCACUGCAAGUGUCGCGAUGAUCUCAACCCCAACCCCAACUCCCUUCUGGCACCCAAUGGCCCCAUCAAGUCUUCUAGUCGCUCACGUCGGCGACACCCGAAUGCUUCUAUGUUCAACUGAAACAGGCGAAGCCAUCCCUGUGACCUCAAACCACCACCCCUCCUCUCCAAUCGAGGCUAGCCGACUCCGGCGGUACGCCGCAACGUUCGUCACGGACUCUUUCGGCGAAGAGCGCAUGAGCGGACUAGCCAAUACCCGUGCCUUCGGCGAUGUCCACUCGAAACGCAUUGGUGUCUCCGCUGAACCGGAGCUCAAGCGCAUAGAGCUGGGACCCGCGGAGUUCUCGUUCCUAGUCAUGGUCUCCGACGGUAUCAGUGGCACCCUCCUUGACCAGGAGGUCGUUGAUAUCGUCAAAGAGUCCAAGACUCCUGAGCAGGGAGCCCGGGAUGUGGUCAAUUUCUCGACCGAGGUUACCAAGGAAGGUGACAAUGCUACAUGUCUCGUCAUUCGGCUUGGUGGUUGGGAGCGUCGUCUUGAAGGCGGUGUUGGGAGUUUGGGAACUAAGGAGUCUCGCGAGUGGCGCCGGCAGGAUGCCACUGAUCCGCGCAGGUCACGGACAUGA